This is a messenger RNA of Myotis davidii, 1227 nucleotides long. It is a transcript of the gene MTG1, whose product is annotated as mitochondrial ribosome-associated GTPase 1. The transcript has 11 exons. Bases 17 to 919 code for a protein of 300 amino acids. Gene Ontology annotation, molecular function: GTP binding; GTPase activity. Lineage: Eukaryota; Metazoa; Chordata; Mammalia; Chiroptera; Vespertilionidae. Gene Ontology annotation, cellular component: mitochondrion. The record is from RefSeq and is a predicted model, not a curated record.
CAUAGGGCUGAAGAAGAUGCAGAGCAGCCUGAAGCUGGUGGACUGCAUCGUCGAGGUCCAUGAUGCCCGGAUCCCGCUUUCGGGCCGCAACCCUCUGUUUCAGGAAACCCUCGGGAUUAAGCCUCACUUGUUCGUCCUCAACAAAAUGGACUUGGCGGAUCUGAAGGAGAAGCAGAAAAUUAUACGACACUUGGAAAGAGAAGGCCUAAAAAAUGUCAUUUUUACCAACUGUAUCAAGGAUGAAAACAUCAAGCAGGUCAUCCCGAAGGUCACGGAAUUGAUUGGAAACAGCUACCGCUACCACCGAGGAGAGAAUGUGGAGUUCUGCAUCAUGGUGAUUGGCGUCCCCAACGUGGGCAAGUCCUCACUCAUCAACUCGCUCAGGAGACAGCACCUCAGGAAAGGAAAAGCCACCAGGGUGGGCAGUGAGCCUGGGAUCACUAGAGCUGUGAUGUCCAAAAUUCAGGUGAGUGAGCGGCCGCUGAUGUUCCUGCUGGACACUCCUGGAGUGCUGGCUCCUCGGAUUGAGAGCGUGGAGACGGGCCUAAAGCUGGCCCUAUGUGGAACCGUGUUGGACCACCUGGUUGGGGAGGAGACUCUGGCCGACUACCUUCUCUACACCCUCAACAGGCACCAGCUCUUUGGGUACGUGCAGCACUAUGGCCUGGGCGAGGCCUGCGAUGACGUGGCAAGUGUGCUGAAGCGUGUGGCCAUAAAGCUGGGGAAGACGCAGAAGGUGAAGGUGCUCACGGGCACAGGCAACGUGAACGUCAUCCAGCCCAACUACUCUGCAGCAGCCCGUGACUUCCUCCGGGCCUUCCGCAGUGGGCUGCUGGGCCCCGUGAUGCUGGACCGGGACGUCCUGCAGAGCUUCCCCCCCACAGACCCCAGCCAGGCUCCAGGCCCCCGCGACAUGUAGUGUCCCAGACCUUCAUGCCUGGGUUUUGACACUCAGGGCUUCCUCUUCCGAAAGCUCUAUGCCAGUCACUACACUAAGGUCUCUGCUCCAGGAAGGGGCUGUGCCCUCCUGCUGCUCCACAGCCAGGCCAGCUCCUGGUUCCAGGGGACAGUGCCUGGGGUGUGGACGUCAGGCACCAACGUCCCUGGGCAGUCCUGCGUGCCUGGCCUGGCGAGGACAUUCGUUCCUGCUCACUUCUCGUAUGGAGAAGCAGACAUUGUCCCGGAAGGAGUGAAGCUAUAAUCUAAUUUAAGUGUUUUAAACUAAAA